Messenger RNA from Arabidopsis lyrata subsp. lyrata, 1160 nucleotides. RefSeq names its product polyadenylate-binding protein 3. The transcript has 7 exons. Lineage: Eukaryota; Viridiplantae; Streptophyta; Magnoliopsida; Brassicales; Brassicaceae. The coding region runs from base 409 to 945 and encodes 178 amino acids. The record is from RefSeq and is a predicted model, not a curated record. Gene Ontology annotation, molecular function: RNA binding.
AAAUGGGAGCUACUCAAGAUCCUGCCACUAUGGCUGCAAAUCAAGAAGGAAAGGAGGAGGUGGAUGCUCGAUCAGUUUAUGUUGGCAAUGGUUGUUCUCAUAACUGAAGUUCUUAAUAGCUCUGGGACCUCUAUGUGCUAGUUUCCUUGUUGUAGACUUGUAGUGUUGAAAUAAUUCUUGUCGUGCAAUUUGAUGAUAAUAAAAAAAUGUUGAAAGUAAAAAGAAAAGAGAAGGAAAAAAAAUUGAAAAAAAAAAAAGAAAAAAAAAAAAAGAUGAAGCAGAAAAAAUGUGGAGAAAAAGAUUGCAUGAGUUUGAGAAAAAAAAAAGGGACUUAUUGAGAGGAAAAAAAGGGAGUCUGAGUGAGUUGGGUGGGAUUAGAAAGCAAGGAUUUUUGUAAUCCUUGAGAAGAUGGUCUCUGAAGAGCUGAAUCAAGAUGCCAAGAUGCUGGGUGCUUUCCAACCAAAGACCCAAAGCUCUGCAGAAAGGAUACUUGGAGCUAAUACAGGGUCUAAUGCUAGACAUAGAAGAUUGCUUUUGAGCACACAAGUUUGUCACUGGGCUUCCCUUAGUGAAGUGGUCGAUUAUGCCUGUACGCCUGAAGAAGUGCAACUACAUUUCCAAACAUGCGGAACAGUCAACCGGGUAACCAUUCUAAUGGACAAGUUUGGACAGCCAAAGGGAUUUGCUUAUGUGGAGUUUGUAGAAGUCGAAGCUGUGCAAGAAGCUCUGCAACUGAAUGAAUCAGAGCUACAUGGUCGUCAACUGAAGGUCUCGCCGAAGCGAACCAAUGUUCCUGGAAUGAAACAGUAUCAUCCUGGGCGUUUCAACCCUUCAAUUGGAUACCGCUUUCGCAGACCCUUUGUGCCUCCUUAUUUUUAUUCCCCAUAUGGAUACGGGAAAGCUCCUAGGUUCAGAAGGCCAAUGCGGUACAUGCCUUACCAAUAGAAACCGUACUACUGGAAUAAGAACCAAAGAAGAAUAAUGAGUCUAUGACAGAGAUGAUGCCUAGAGAAUAGAGGUCGUGCCUAUAUUUCCAGCUUUAUUUAUGAAUAUGACUUUGCCUUUUUAUGCACCUGAACUUACUUUUGAAUCGGUCAUGUACGGAUGAGAUUAUAAGCUUUUGUUUCCUUAUGUGGUCGAUAUUACUUUCAGUUUAUAUC